GCCGUGGGCGGGAUCAACCACCAGCACUAUAAAUAGGGCUGGCAGCAAAUCCGCCCUGGGAAACCAACCACUGAAGCCCGGAGCAGACGGCGUGGGCUGGGUGGAGGAGGCGCCCAGGAGGAGGUGUGGUGCCGGUGUCCUGUACUGUGCUCCUGUACUGUACUACAGCAUGUGCUCGAUGCCAACGCAGUGCCUGUAGGGCUUCGGCUCAGCUGGGACGUGGAUCACAGUGCUGGGUCAGAUCCAUAAGGGCUCCCCAGUAGGCACUAGGAAUGGCAGGAGCUCAGGUGGGACUACCAGGACCUUUCCUGGAGCCUCCCGUUGGGCCUUGCCCCGUCUCUGACUCUGACUCUGACUCAGAGGACGCAGCUGUGGGUGGCACAGGACCCAGCGCUGGGGCACAGAACUCCUCCCAGGUCAUCCACAGUGGCCACUUCAUGGUGUCAUCCCCGCACAGCGACUCACUGCCCCGGCGGCGGCACCACCGUGCUGAGCCCGAGCCUGCUGAUCCCCGGAGUAUCGACCCGACCCUCACGCGGCUCUUUGAGUGCAUGAGCCUGGAGUACAGUGGGAAGCUAGUGUCUCCAAAGUGGAAGAAUUUCAAGGGGCUGCGGCUGCUUUGCUGGGAUAAAAUUCGACUCAACAACGUGAUAUGGAGAGCAUGGUACAUCCAGUAUGUGGAGCGGAGGAAGAACCCUGUGUGUGGCUUCAUCACCCCUCUGGAGGGCAUGGAGGCUGAUGAGCACCGAAAACCAGAGGCUGUCGUGCUGGAGGGAAACUACUGGAAACGCCGCAUCGAGGUGGUGAUGAGGGAGUACCACAAGUGGAGGAUCUACUAUAAGAAGCGGCUCCGGAAGUCCACUCGGGAGGGAGAGAUCUCCAGUCCAAAGCAGGACGAGGAUGUCUGGAGGCCAACGGAGAAAUGGUGCAACCAGCUCUUCUGCAACGUAGUGCCCAUGCUGCUUGGCAAUGAGGAGGAGGAGGAGCGCAGGAGCAGGCAGCAUUUUGAUUUGGACGCCUUCCUCUCAGACAUAUCUGACACCCUCUUCACCAUGACACAGAUGCCCAGCACUCACCAGGCACUCCCCGAGGAUGUGUAUGUUGGGAAUGCUGACAUGAUACAGCCAGAUUUGGCACCCCUGCAGCCCAGCCUAGACGACAUGGACAUAUCAGGUCUGCUUAUGCCGGUCACUGUGUCUCCACUUGGUCCUGCAGAAAUGUUCACCGGCCACCGGCCACCCCCAUCUCAGACACAACCAGGCUACCAGGAUCCAUCCUGCUUCUUGCCCACGGCCGAGCCCCUGUUCAGCAGUGGGGCAUCCCUGAUGGGUGCUCAGGGUCUGCCUGCGAGCCCUGAGGCCCAACUCCUACCUGGCACCCUUCUCCAGCCCAGUGGUGCCUCCCAGCUCAGCCUCCACAGCGCCUUCCUGGGCUCUGAGCGGCCCCUGGCCCCCUUGCCCCCCGAACCCCCUGACAUGGCACCCAGCAGCCUCAGCCCCCAGCUCCGACACAAGCCCACACUGCAGUACGACCUCCCUGGCAAGUGCCUCAGCCUGGAGCCGCCAGUACCCCACUAUGUCCCUCCCAUCCAAUGCCCCCGGGCGCCACUGCUGAGCCCGGAACCCCCCUUCUCUCCUGCCUCCGCCCCCCGCUCUAAGUUCCCCUACGCCAGUUCACCUGACCCCUCGCUUGUCACCCACCCUGCCUCCCCUCUCUCAAGCCCUUGCUUCACCCCCUACAUCCCAGGGCUGGGCUGUGCCACAGGCAUGGGAACCCAGGGGUACCCCAGCCCUGCUGCCUCCCAGCUCCUGCCCCCUGCCCUGCUGGGCAACCCCAGGUUUGCCCCCCACAAGGGGCUGCCCCAGGCUGGGGGUGGGUGGCCCAAGGCGAAGCCCAGUGGCACCAAGGCAAGGAGGCUGCCAGGACACCCCCUGUCCCACCUGCCCGAGCCCAACCCCUGCCCGAGCCAGCUGCUGACCGCAGCCAAGCAGGACCUGGCACUGGAUACCCCUCGCCCGAUGGAUGCAGGACUCAUGCCUCCAGCCCCUGUCUCCCCGCAGCAAAGCACUGUCCCCAAAGUCCCUGCCACCUUCUUCUCCAGAAUGGCCCAGAUGAGCCCAGGACUGGCUCCUGGCUCCAGCCCUUCCCAAGUGGUGCUGCACACAGUGGGCACGCAGCCGGGCCCCCUGCGAGUCCCCAAGGCAGAGCAGCUGUCCCCCACCUCAGCUUGUGGCAGUGACUGGCCCAAGCCCAGCCAGGCUUCCCCGGGACCCACUGCAAGGCUGGGCACUAGCAUCUCACUGCACCACCCCAUGUCCCAUCCAGGGAGGCCCGAGUCCAGCAAGCUGGAGAGCCGCCGCAUCACACACAUCUCUGCUGAGCAGAAGAGACGCUUCAACAUCAAGCUGGGCUUCACCAUGCUGCACAGCCUGGUGAGCACACUGAGUGCUCAGCCCAGCAUCAAGGUCAGCAAGGCCACCACCCUGCAGAAGACAGCCGAGUACAUCUGCAAGCUGCAGCAGGAGCGGGCAGCUCUGCAGGAUGAAGCGCAGCAUCUGCGGGAGCAGAUCGAGGAGCUCAAUGGCUCCAUCAACCUGUGCCAGGAGCAGCUGCCGGCCACAGGGGUGCCCAUCACGCGCCAGCGCUUUGACCACAUGCGCAGAAUGUUCGACGAGUACGUUCGCUCGUCCACACUGCAGAACUGGAAGUUCUGGAUCUUCAGUAUCAUCAUCCGGCCCCUCUUUGAGUCUUUCAAUGGCAUGGUGUCCACAGCCAGCAUGGAGAGCCUCACCCAAACAUCCCUCGCCUGGCUGGACCAGCACUGCUCCCUUCCAGCGCUUCGGCCAACCGUCCUGAGCUCCCUGCGGCAGCUGAGCAUCUCCACCUCCAUCCUCAGCGACCCGGCCCGUGUCCCCGAGCAGGCGGCGCAGGCGGUGGCGGCGCUGGGACGCCCCGGCGCCUCCUCCUCCUCCUCCUCCUCCUGACUGCUCCAGGGUGUCCUACGGGCACCCGCGUGGGGAGCCCGGGCUGCGCGAGGGCUGUCCCUCCCCCGUCCCCCUGCAAUAAAGAACUUGCUGUCCCACGGA
Molecule: messenger RNA, 3086 nt
Organism: Corvus hawaiiensis (hawaiian crow)
Lineage: Eukaryota; Metazoa; Chordata; Aves; Passeriformes; Corvidae
Gene: MLXIPL
Product: MLX interacting protein like
Exons: 17
Coding region: 273-2984 (903 amino acids)
Biological process (GO): regulation of transcription by RNA polymerase II
Cellular component (GO): nucleus
Molecular function (GO): protein dimerization activity; RNA polymerase II cis-regulatory region sequence-specific DNA binding; DNA-binding transcription factor activity, RNA polymerase II-specific
Source: RefSeq, a predicted model, not a curated record